AUGAGAAGGAUGCUUAAUUUUUAAGCUCUGCUUUACAAAGCUGUACUAGUCUUUAGAUUCUAUCUCUUAAACUUGAGUAAACAAAUUUCAAUUAAUUACAUUUAAAUCAGUUUAAAUUUUGGUAAAAAUAAAUAGUAAAAUAAAUAAUUUUUAAAAUAGGUUUUAUAAUUUAAUCAAAUUUUUAGUUUAUUUAUUGUUACAACAAACAAAGCCUAAAUUAAAGAAACAUUUUAUUUUUAACUUUUUCUCUUUUUAUUAAUUUAUUUUUUUAAUCUCGAAUUAUUUUUAAUAAAAAAAAGAUAGAAUACAAUUGGAUAUGCAGGAUUAUCAAGUAUAAUUCAUGCUUUACAAAUUCUCCUUAAUCUUAAAGUUUUGAAACUUAAACUAAACUCUAAUAAGAUUGUGUUGCAAGGAGAUUUAGGUUUAAACUUACCUUUCGAACGCCUUCUUAAUCUUUAAAUUUUAAAGCUCAACCUUAGUGAAAAUAAAAUGGAUAAAAUGGGAUUAUCAGGUUUAGGAAUAGCUUUAUCUAAGUGUAAUAAUCUAUAAUCUUUAACACUCAUACUUGUUUAGAAUGAAAUUGAUUGUGAAGGUGUUUCAGGAAUUACAAAUGAGUUAACCAAUUGCAAAAAUCUCUAAAUGCUAACUCUUAAUCUUUCUUAAAAUUAAAUCGGUAAUUUAGGAGCAUUCCAGUUAGGAGUCAACUUAGCAAAGCUCCAAAAUUUAUUAUCUCUAACACUGAUAAUUUUAUACAAUAAAUAAAUAAAAUUUUGA
Messenger RNA from Tetrahymena thermophila SB210, 774 nucleotides. RefSeq names its product transmembrane protein, putative. The transcript is spliced from 6 exons. The record is from RefSeq and is a predicted model, not a curated record. Lineage: Eukaryota; Ciliophora; Oligohymenophorea; Hymenostomatida; Tetrahymenidae.